Molecule: messenger RNA, 1116 nt
Organism: Parus major (Great Tit)
Lineage: Eukaryota; Metazoa; Chordata; Aves; Passeriformes; Paridae
Gene: MCEE
Product: methylmalonyl-CoA epimerase
Exons: 3
Coding region: 76-600 (174 amino acids)
Biological process (GO): L-methylmalonyl-CoA metabolic process
Cellular component (GO): mitochondrion
Molecular function (GO): methylmalonyl-CoA epimerase activity
Source: RefSeq, a predicted model, not a curated record
UGCCGGGCACGGCCCCUCGCCGUGACACGCCGCUGCCGACACGCCGCGCUGGAGCGCUGCCGGUCGGGCGGUGAGAUGGCGGCGGUGCUGUGGCGGGCAGCAGCCGGGCUUCUUAGCAGAUUGCAGACUUCAGCUCCCACAGUACCAACUCUAUCAUCAUCAAAGUCCUUUUCACAAAACAUUCCAAACUCUUUAUGGAAACUGGGCCGACUUAAUCACGUGGCAAUUGCAGUGCCUGAUUUGGAGAAAGCUCAGUCCUUGUAUAAAGAUGUGUUAGGAGCCCAGGUGAGUGAGAUUGUUGCUCUUCCUGAACACGGUGUCUACACUGUUUUUGUGGAGCUGGGAAACACCAAGCUGGAACUUCUACAUCCAUUAGGAGAGAAAAGUCCCAUUGCAAGCUUCCUACAAAAAAACAAGACUGGAGGAAUGCAUCAUAUCUGCAUUGAGGUUGAUGACAUAAAAGCGGCUAUGACAGAACUGAAGGAAAAAAAGAUACGAAUAUUGAGUGAAGAGCCAAAAAUAGGUGCACAUGGCAAACCUGUGAUUUUUCUUCACCCUAAAGAUUGCCAUGGAGUCCUUGUGGAACUUGAGCAAGCUUGAGCUGCAAUAUUCAUAAAUAAAACAAUAGAAGAGUUGUGAAGUUCCUGAGCUGCUGCUGGGAAUAUUGAUGUGGUAUUCAGUCUUUACUGGUUCAGUGUAGUUCCCAUGGAUGAAGUACAGCUUUUGAGUACUGAAAUAGUGCUACACAUUUAGGGUCUUUUUUGUUGUUGCUGAUCUGAUUUUCAGAAUUAAUAUGUUGUCAUUUCUUGAAUUCUCUGUGAUUCUAAACACAAAUACAUGAGCUAAGUUACAUAUGUGCCAUAAUUUAUCUUUUGUUGCCUGUUUGCAGCAUGAUUUUACCUCUUUAGCCACAGAAACUGUACAGUUUCUAGGUCAAGCUACAUUAUUUUGCUCCACAUUUCAGAGCAGAGACCCACUUCUCAGUGACAACAAUAUAGCUUAGACAUUUUUGUUAGAAAUGAAGGAAAACAAACAUGUUUUCUGUUUUCACCAUUCACCAUCUGUGCCUCACACUGAUUGAUUGGUUCAUGCAAUAAAAAAACAUAUAUUAUUGUA